AAAAUUGGAAAUGGGUGAUGCUCCGAGAAAGGUUGAGGCCCCAACAAGAUUGUUAGGGGGAACAGAGCAAAAUUGGUGCAAAGCAGUGGCUGGUGGGACAGGCAUUACUGCAUUGGCACUCCAAAUUUCAAAGGAGCCAAAUACUUCACUGUUCAUGAAAGCCCUCCAAAAACUCCAAAAUGACCACCCUAUCCUCAAUUACAUGCUACAGAAAACCAGCUCCACUGGCUCGGCCUCUUUCACCAUCAACCCUUCUAUCCCUCACCUCCGUCUUAACAUCAUGAACCUGUCAAAAACGUCCGAACUCCUGCAGACCCUCAUGAGCCGUGGGUCCAAUUACUCAUCACUGUCGCCUUUACAUGUGAUCCUGGAGCAUGAACUCAACAUCAAUGAGUGGUCCGAAGAUACUAGCCGUUUGACGUGCAUGAAAGGGCUGCACUUAUGGUUUGCUAACGUGUACACGUUGGCUGAUCACAAAUGGGUGCUGGUUUUGAGGUUUCACGCUGGGAUCUGUGAUAGGACCACUGCAGUUUCAUUUCUUAAGGAGUUAAAUGACGCGAUGGGGGAUCAGAAGAAGGGAGGAGGGUAUAAAGAUGAAGGUAAUAUGGGAAUAGAGGAACUUAUUCCUAUUGGAAAGGCUAAGAAGACACUUUGGGCACAUGGGAAAGACAUGGUAGCAUACUCUGUCAACUCAUUUAGGCUCACAAAUUUAAAGUUUAAGGAUGUGAAAUCACCCAGGCGUUCGGAGAUGUUGAGAUUGAAGAUGAACACACAAGAAACUCAGAUGCUAUUGGCUGGAUGCAAGCUAAGAGGGAUCAAAUUGUGUGGAGCACUAGCGGCGGCAUCUCUACUAGCAGCAUAUUCCGUGAAACGCCACGAAAAGAAUCAGUUGAAGAAGUAUGGAGUGAUCUUUCUAAAUGAUUGUCGCUCAUAUCUCCAACCAUCUUUGUCUAUCCAUGAAUUUGGGUUUUACCACUCUGCCAUCUCUACAAGUCAUGAAGUCAAAGGAGAAGAAACCUUAUGGGACUUGGCAACUAAGAUCUACAAGGCUUUUGAAAACUCUAAGAAGAACAACAAACAUUUUUCCGACAUGACUGACUUGAACUUUCUCAUGUCAAAAGCCAUUGACAACCCUAGUUUAACACCUUCGUCUUCAUUGAGAACUUCUUUGGUAACUGUCUUUGAAGAUCCAGUCAUCGAGAUCUCUACUGAUUAUGAACGAGAAUUUGGACUGGAUGACUAUAUUGGGUGUGCCUCGGCUCAUGGAAUAGGCCCCUCUAUUGCCAUUUUUGAUACCGUGAGAGAUGGACAGUUGGAUUGUGCUUGUGUUUACCCUGCACCAUUACAUUCAAGAGAACAGAUGCAAGAACUCCUUGCUAAUAUGAAGAUCAAGCUUCUUGAGGGCUUUAAAGUUAGGGAAAAGGUUGAGACUUAGCUAGAGUCUCAUUUUUACUGAUACAAUUUACUACGUAUAUUUUGUUAGAAAAUUGUUGGUGUGUCUAUUUUCAUGUACCAAAUAUUAUGGAUCUUUAAAUAAUUAUUCGAAAAAGCUAGUUUUUAUCC
Messenger RNA from Lactuca virosa, 1563 nucleotides. NCBI's taxonomy places the organism in Eukaryota, Viridiplantae, Streptophyta, Magnoliopsida, Asterales, Asteraceae. The record is from the annotation of a GenBank genome assembly.